Messenger RNA from Anolis carolinensis (green anole), 1386 nucleotides. RefSeq lists its product as uncharacterized. The coding region runs from base 328 to 768 and encodes 146 amino acids. The transcript is spliced from 2 exons. Lineage: Eukaryota; Metazoa; Chordata; Lepidosauria; Squamata; Anolidae. Gene Ontology annotation, cellular component: membrane. The record is from RefSeq and is a predicted model, not a curated record.
CUCAUUGCCUAAUUCCUCAUUCUACCCCCUCAUUCCUCCAGGCUGCAAAGCACAGUGAAAUCAUUCUGUUCACAAGCGAGAGCAGUCUUUCAGACUCCCUUGAGCUCUUAAGGAGAACAGCUGUAUUGCAAAGGCAAGCAUCCUGGGGGGGAAGAGCUGCCCUACUUGGAUCCUGAGUUUCGUCAAAGAAGGAAAGCAAAGAAGGCACUGAAGCUAAGACCAAGGACAGAAAUCAAGACACACAACUGCAGACAAAGGGUGAAGUUAAAGAGGGCUGUGGAGAACUCAGAAAAGCCGAAAGACCAAGGAAGAAGAGCACACUGCACCAUGAGCCAACCAAAGUACAUGCGGAUGGAAGAUGAUACUUCUGAUGUUCUGAAUCCACCUCCAUACUGUAAUGCUUCUGAUGGGCCUCUGCCACCCCAGUAUCAGCCGUAUUAUAAUCCACCUGGCGCAAGAACCAACAAUGAACCGGUCUUUCAGACUUCCCAGACCAUUGUCAUCACUCAUGGUCAGCCCAUCUCUGAACCCGAUUACAUGGCUUACUCCAUCUUCACUAUUCUUUGCUGUUGUCUUCCUCUGGGGAUCGCUGCCUUGGUCUACUCUGUUAAGACUCAAGAAGCCAAUCGUGUUGGAAACAGCAUAUCUGCUCAGAAGAAUUCAAGGAUGGCACGCAACCUGGCUCACUCUGCAUUAGGGAUUGGCCUUACAUUUCUGAUUGUGUAUAUCAUUCUUUUUGUGAUCAAUUCUACCAAGAUGGGAAACUGAGCCAUCAACAGCCCCAAGAUCAAUUCCAAGCACAUAGGAAACUGAACCUCCAACCCCACCAUAUCCAACCGGGUGUUCAUGUCCUAAAACCUUCCAUCUAAAAUACCUUACCUUCCAUCCCAGAAACAUCAGUGAUAUACAAGACAGAGAAGUCAUGAUUUGGGAUUAUGCUCUCUGAACUAUUCUCCAACUUGCUGUGAACUGCUACAUACAUGUACGUGACUUUCAUACACUUGACUUGAUGACCAUAAACAAAAUAGGUAAUAUGUGAAUGGCAUCUGAUUCAGCAUCAAAUGCAACUGUCAGAUGGCAUGAAACACCAACUCUCUGAAAGAUGGACUGCUCCCAUCAGAUCAUGAAUGCAUAUGAUCCACCUUCAAAACGGAACAGAGAUAUCACAAACCAAAACCAUAAAAGCAGGAGGAAGCACCAAAGAUCCCAUGUAAAAUAUUGCCUUGUUCGAUAAUGAGACAGUCUCCAUAUUCAUGCCUUUGCCAGAGAUUAAAAAAAAUAUUCUUGUUGGUUGUCCCAACCAAUGAAAAUUCAUUAAAUCACAUAUGGAAUGGUGUGAACAUCUAUGUAAAUAAAUACUAUCAAUUGAAAUAAAUCAAAAUAUGA